AUGUACAGCAGUGCCAGAGCUGUCGGCCAUAUAGAGAGCAGCCCCGCACGGUCCCCGCGCCUGCCAAGGUCCCCCAGGCUGGGCCAUCGGAGGGCCAACAGCGGGGGUGGGAGCGGGGGUGGUGCGGGGGGAAAGACGCUCUCAAUGGAGAACAUCCAGUCACUCAAUGCUGCCUACGCUACUUCGGGGCCCAUGUACCUGAGCGACCACGAGGGCUUGGGCUCCACUGCCACCUACCCAAAAGGUAUGACCCUGGGUCGCGCCACCAGCCGGGCCAUGUACGGGGGCCGCGUCACAGCCAUGGGCAGCAGCCCAAACAUCGCCUCAGUGGGGCUUCCCCACGGUGACCUUCUGUCUUACAGUGACCUGGGCUCCCUCUCCAUGCUACACCACCACCACCACCACCAGGGGGUGCCCUCUGCACUGCUGAGGCAGGCGGUGCGGGGAGGUGGUGGGGAGAUACUGGAGAUGCAGGUCCAGUUCAGGGACAUGCAGAGGGAGAAUGAGCUGCUGCGCCGUGAGCUUGACCUAAAGGACAGUAAGUUGGGAUCUUCCACAAACAGCAUCAAAAGCUUUUGGAGUCCUGAGCUGAAGAAGGAGAGGAUAAUGAGGAAAGAAGAGGCGACUCGCACAUCUAUCCUUAAAGAGCAGAUGAGAGUCACACAUGAGGAUAACCAGCAUCUCCAGAUGACUAUCCAGGCUCUUCAGGACGAGCUGCGCACACAAAGAGACCUAAACCACCUGCUGCAGCAGGAGGGUCGCGCCGCCUCCGACCACUACACCAACAUCGAGCUGACGGAGGAGAACUUCCAUCGGCUGCAGGCCGAACACGACAGGCAGGCCAAGGAGCUCUUCUUGCUGAGAAAGACACUUGAGGAGAUGGAGCUGAGGAUCGACACCCAGAAACAGACACUUGGAGCCAGGGACGAGUCCAUUAAGAAGCUGCUGGAGAUGCUGCAGAGCAAAGGGCUGCCCCCGGGGCUGGGCCGGGCGGCAGAGGAGGAGGAGCAGGAGAGAGCGAGGCGCAUCGCUGAUGCAGAGGCCCAGCUCGGACACCUGGAGGUCAUUCUGGAUCAAAAGGACAAGGAGAACAUACAUCUGCGAGAGGAACUACACAGAAGAAAUCAGCUGCAUCAGGAUCCGAGCAAAACGAAGGCCCUGCAGACCAUCAUCGAGAUGAAAGACACCAAAAUUGCCUCUCUGGAGCGCAACAUCCGAGACCUGGAGGAUGAGAUUCAAAUGCUGAAGGCGAACGGCUUACUGAACACAGAGGACAGAGAAGAGGAGAUCAAACAGAUGGAGGUCUACAAGAACCACUCUAAGUUUAUGAAGAGCAAGAUUGACCAAUUGAAGCAGGAGUUGUCAAAGAAGGAGUCUGAGCUGCUGGCUCUGCAGACCAAACUAGAGACCGUCAACAACCAGAACUCGGACUGCAAACAGCAUAUUGAGGUGCUAAAGGAGUCGCUCACUGCCAAGGAGCAACGCGCUGCCAUCCUGCAAACAGAGGUGGAUGCUCUGCGUCUGCGUCUGGAGGAGAAAGAGUCCUUCCUGAACAAGAAAACCAAGCAGCUGCAGGACUUGACGGAGGAAAAGGGUACUCUCGCCGGAGAAAUCAGGGACAUGAAGGACAUGCUGAAGGUCAAAGAAAGAAAGAUCAAUGUCCUGCAGAAGAAGAUUGAGAACCUGCAGGACCAGCUGCGGGACAAAGACAAGCAGCUGGGGAACCUGAAGGACAGGGUCAAGUCUCUGCAGACCGACUCCAGUAACACCGACACUGCCCUGGCCACCCUGGAGGAGGCGCUGUCAGAGAAGGAGAGGAUUAUUGAGUGUUUAAAGGACCAAAGGGAGAGGGAAGACCGAGAACGUCUGGAAGAAGUGGAGUUAUAUAAGAAGGAGAACAAGGAUCUGAAGGAGACGGUCAACAGCCUGCAUAUAGAAUUAACAGAUAAAGAGUCCAAUCUCAUCGAUUUAAAGGAUCACGCCUCAUCGCUGGCAUCCUCUGGCCUCAAGAGGGAUUCAAAGCUCAAGUCACUGGAAAUUGCCAUUGAGCAGAAAAAAGAGGAGUGUAGUAAGUUGGAGACGCAGUUGCAGAAGGCCCAUGAGGUGGAGCAGCAUUCCGGCCCCAGAGGGAACCCAGAGUACAUGGACCGAGUGAAGCUGCUGGAGAAGGAGGUGAGCUACUACAAGGACGAGGUCAACAAAGCUCAGACUGAGGUGGAGAGACUCCUGGACAUUCUGCGAGAGGUUGAGACUGAGAAGAAUGACAAGGAUAAGAAGAUUGCUGAGUUGGAAAGUCUAGCUCCCAGACAAGGAGGCAAAGACUUGACAAAGAAGGGCCCAAACAUCAAACUGGGACCACAAGGGGAAAAGAAAGGCUUAGGACAAGACCCUCGUAAAGACAGCUCCAUGGACAGUGGCCACCACGUGAAGUUGGAGGAGCUGAUGAACACACUGGAAAGGACGAGGCAGGAGCUGGAUUCCACCAAGCAGCGUCUCUCCUCCACACAGCAGUCGCUGCAGGAGAGAGACGGACACCUCACCAACAUGAGACAGGAGCGCAGGAAACAGCUGGAGGAGAUACUGGAGAUGAAGCAACAAGCUCUGCUGGCAGCCAUCAGUGAGAAAGAUGCUAAUAUUGCCCUGCUGGAACUGUCUGCGUCCAAUAAAAAGAAGACCCAGGAGGAGGUGCUGUCUCUCAAGAGGGAGCGGGACAAACUGAUGCACCAGCUCAAACAACACACACAAAGCAGAAUGAAGCUGAUUGCUGACAACUACGAAGAUGAGCAAUAUCAUCCACAUGGUCCUCACCACCCCCCGACUCAGCCUCCGCACGUUCAGCCCCAGCCUCAGCCGCAGUACCCCCACGCUCCCCACGCUCCUCAAGCUCCCCACGCUCCUCAAGCUCCCCACGCUCCCCACGCUCCUCAAGCUCCCCACGCUCCUCAAGCUCCCCACGCUCCUCAAGCUCCCCACGCUCCCCACGCUCCUCAAGCUCCCCACGCUCCUCAAGCUCCCCACGCUCCCCACGCUCCUCAAGCUCCCCACGCUCCUCAAGCUCCCCACGCUCCUCAAGCUCCCCAUGCACCCAACGCUCCGCAUGGUCCCCAAGCUCCCCAAGCUCCCCACGCUCCCCAAGCUCCUCAAGCUCCCCACGCUCCUCAUGCCCAGCAGGCUCCAUAUCCACAUUCCAUGCAUGCGCAACACCCACAGGCCCCCCAACAGCAUCCGCAGCAGCCACAACCCCAGUACACUCAUCCACAGCACCCUCAGCAGCACCCCCAACCACCUCCCCAGCAUCAACAGCACCCACGCACCCCCCAGCCCCAACACCCUCACCAACAGCACCCACAGCAUCCUCCACAGCCCCCACACGGACAGCCGACUCCGCAGCACCCUCACCCUCAGCACCCACACAGCCCUCCACAACAACAAGGACCCCACCCACAGCAUCCACAUCCCCAGCACCCUCAGCACCCGCAACACGCCCAGCAUCCACGUCACCCAUCGCCUCAUCAUCGCGGAGGGCCGGCCCGAGGACCCCCACAUGCUGGUCACCGUCCCGCCCCGGACCAGGAUGACGACGAGGGCAUUUGGGCAUAAUCCUUGAUGUGACAACCAAAGCUCUAAAAUUGUUUUGAGGGAUGAUUCAGUCACUAUUGGGGAGCACAGCCACGCCAUCAUGUUGAAACACGACACGACCAAACAUUUAUUACCUCCACUCGAUAAACGCUCAGCAAUGGGACCUUUGUUUAUUUACUGGGAAGAGGAGGAGGCAAUUAGGAGAGCAGGUCAUGCGGGGAGACUGACAGCUUUGCAGGUGACCUGGAACAACUUCUCUGUGUGAACAAGAGGCAACGUCAUCUACUUCCGCAGCACAGGAUCUCAGAUACGUAACUGAAUUGGAAGGAGAUAGACAGAUGUUGAUGCCGAUGGAGAGACAGAUGUGAUGUGUGUCGCAUCUCUUGAGGCCAACAACGCCCUCUUGAUCCUCCCAGCAGAGAUCCAGCGCAGUAUUUGUUCCUCAUCCUUCUUCCUGUGGUUGACCCAAGAUCAUGGUUGUCUUGCUGUCUGUUUCACCUGCCUGACUGACUUCUCUGGCUCCGGUUGGCUCCUCUACCUGACUCUUUCAUGGUUUCUUGAUCCUCACUGCCCUGCUGACCCACCAGGUGACAUCUGACCCCUCUACCUGGCUAUCCUGACCCUCAUGACUCUUCUUUAGUUUUAAUCAUCUGAUCGUGUGAAUGAGAUUUUCACUCUGGUUUUACCUUAACACCAAAACACCGAUCAGCAUUUCUGAAAGCGAUAGUGUUUUUAUUCUCAUUUCUUCUGUGCUGACUAACAAUCCGCCUUUAGCCUUGCCUCCAGCAUCGGUGGUUUCCUCUGCUGCACAAGCUCCUGGAUUUCGUUCUCGCCUCAAGGCUCUGGUUGCCAUCCAUAUUUCUCUUCAUGUUACCUCAUUUUAAUCAGAAGUAGUCAAAAAAAAUCAAUCUAUGCAGAUGUCAGUCUAAAGUACAUUCUCAAAUGUAUUAAUCAAAGUGGAACUAACCAUCCAAUCAGAGCAGCCAGGAGAGUGGUCAGAAACUACUCAUCAGUCAGAUUAUGUUGAAGUUUCUGAGCCUAUGCACCUCCUCCGUGUUGCAAGAAUUUUUACUAACGGUGCUUCUUGCUGGUGCUUAAACUAAAUGGUGUCAGAAGACCUGGUCAAGAACAUCUUUUAGUGAUUUUACAGGAGAGGGACUUGAUCCCACAAUGGGCUUCACAAACAACUGUAAAAAGACUGCUUUGUACAUACGAUUUGACCUUUGGGGUUCUUUGAGCACCGAUCACUUCAAGAGAUUUCCCUCUAUGAAUACUGCUACUAUAAAUACAUCAUAGACUAUGAAGUGGAUGUUUCCCUGCAGGUCUAUUUGUACUAUUGACAGCCUAGUAUCUGACCCACAGUAUGCUCCUGCUCCCCUCCCCCUGGUAAUUCUCCUCUUCCAGCAGUAGUCUGCGACCUCCCCAAACAUAGUGACUUGUUUUCUCCUUCUCAACAAGGAGGCCUGUGCCUCGUAAAAAAAAAAAAAAAAGUACACAAAUAUGAUAGAUAUGCAUAUAUUAUACAUAUAGAGAUCAAUCUAUAGUGUGUCUAUACGUGGUCAGAAAAUUGUUUCAAACUGACAAGAUAAUAUAUCUUUUUUUUCUUCAUGGUUAUUUUUCUAACUGGCUGGAGGUCAGAGAGACGUCUUAUCUAGAGUGUUGAGUGGUGUGAUUUUCCUCUGAAUUGUACAUGACUAAACCCCCUCAACAGCAAGUAACAUUCCCUGUCUGGAAACACAGGACAGCACAAAAAGAAAAAAAUAAGAGCUUUAGAGCAGUUUAUGUGAAAUAGACGAGUAUAUCCAAAUCUAUCUAGUCUAGUAAAGAUGACAUUAUUACAUUCCUUUCUUCUAUGUGAAAACAUUUAGUUGAACACCGCUCGUGGUGACAACUUUGAACAAUGAAAAAAAGACUGAAUCUUGCAGCUCACAUAAGUAGCAAUGAGAUUAUGUCUGCUGCCCUCAGCAGUCAGAAAUGUGCACUUGUGAGUGAGGACUAUCACAUCUAACAUCCCAGUGGUUUGAGUGACUGUCGAAAUGCAUUUCUUUUGCGUGUUUGUUGUCUUGUAAACAGAAAUGGUGACAUAUGUGACCGUGACAGCUGAUUAAGUAGAAAAACCAACACACAUUGUUGCAGUCUAGUGGAAAAUGGAAUUAGACAAUCCCCUACUUCCUCUCCCUCCCCUCAUGGUGCCUGUGUGUUUCACUUAUAUGGCCAAGUGUUGAUUGCUGUAUAUAAAUGUCUUUCCAUCUAUCCAUCCCCCACAAAUCGACGUGAACCAUACAUCACCCAUUGUGUCCGCUUCACAUGUGAACCUUGACAGCUCAUGUCACUGACCAAGAAUCAACCAACAGUGUGAAACUUUUGUGUUUUGUGUUUACAAAUGUUUAGAGAAAAGUCCUGAUUUGGAUUUUUUUUUAGAGGGAAGACAAUGCAAGCGGACAGAGGAGCAAAAAUCCUCUCACUUCACCAUCAGGGGGGCGGAGUACGAAUCCUCCAUUUUCAGGUCCUUAACUACUGAAUACUUGAAGUAGGGGGUUCUCCUACCAUGAAAUACCAUUUAUAAUUUACAUGGUAGAAAACAUGAAACAGUUAAUUUGUGCCCAUGCAUGCUGAAUUUUACAUAAGGUGCCAACUGAAAGCGAUGAUGUAAGGAUAAUCUCCUGUUCUCUAUGCAGAGCGAUUUCUUAACUGUUGUGUCAAAAAAAGGUUGAGGAGACACAGAGGCUUAGAGGCUGGGGCUGGUUUCCUAGGCUUAGAGAAAGACUAAUCCUGCUUGUGGAUGACUGACAUCGCACUCGGUGUGAGGUGGAGUCAAGAAGUCAAGUGUGCAUCUGUGCCUAGAAGCAGCUGUAUAGAAAGACUUGCGAUGAAAGGUUCACAAGUAAUUCUCAAAGGCCUUCGAGAAAAAAAGCAUGAAAAGCCUAACACAUAUUUUCACUUUAUUGUUGUAUACAAGCUGUUUUUCUUUGAAUAUGUUGCUGAAUCUUUGGAUCAAACAAAUCACUGUGACCAAUGCCAGAACCAUUUUUGUUGUGACAGAACAAACAUUGUUUACUUUUUUAUUACUUUUUGUAUUUCAGUUAGCUUUUUUUGUACUAUUGUUUCAGCUUACCGAAUAUGCCAGUUUGAGACUGUACUAUUUGUAUAUGUAAAUGUUUUGAGCUGUACAGUAAAGACCUAGAAACAAGUUAAUUGUGAGUGUCCAGCAUGCUGAAUGAUUACUUGUGUGAACGUGAGCUAAUCUCCCACGAAGCAUCAUUCCUCAUUCAUUACUUGCAUCUGCAUCGUGCAUUGUGACGGUGUGAUGUUGUGUUUGAGAGUGAUGUGUGUGUGUCUCACUUACUGUGUCCCCUUAGUAGACAGCCUGUGCAGUUUUGUGAGUGCAGCAUGUUUUUGCGGUUGCUUGUGUAAAUGUAUUCAGAAAAGAGAGAUGUGUGCGUGUGUGUAUAGCUGCGUUUAUGGGUAUGUGUGUGUCCGUGCUAUGAAUGCAUCAGAGAAAAUCUAUUUAAAAAAAACUUUAUUAAAGGAAGUCCCUAAAGUUAAAAAAAGCAAGAGUCAACGUUUUGAAUGAAGCAUGGAUACUCUGUGGUGUUGUGUUUUUUAAACCUAGGAGGCUGUCCUCAGUGACCCAGUUUGCUAUUGUAUGUGCUGUAUCAGAAUAUUACUAUUGAGUGUUGGCCAGCUUGUUUAUAUCCAACAAAUAAAGGUGACUUUCUUUC
This is a messenger RNA of Pseudoliparis swirei, 7301 nucleotides long. RefSeq names its product ELKS/RAB6-interacting/CAST family member 2 (gene erc2). The coding region runs from base 1 to 3600 and encodes 1199 amino acids. Lineage: Eukaryota; Metazoa; Chordata; Actinopteri; Perciformes; Liparidae. Gene Ontology annotation, molecular function: structural constituent of presynaptic active zone. The transcript is spliced from 18 exons. Gene Ontology annotation, biological process: maintenance of presynaptic active zone structure; neuromuscular synaptic transmission; regulation of synaptic plasticity. Gene Ontology annotation, cellular component: cytoskeleton of presynaptic active zone. The record is from RefSeq and is a predicted model, not a curated record.